CUCGCCUUCCGCUUCGUACCCCCCCGUGUUCAUUAGCCAUCGAGACACCUCAAAGGCCUCGAUAACUGUCUCAAACAAUCCCGCAAUAUUUAAAAGAAUUUUUUUUGCAAUUUUCAAGUUGUGACUCCUGGACUCACAAGUGCCUGUUUAUCAGUGAAGUUCGUGGUCUCCAGUGUCAAUUACCCAGGAAUACUCUACCAUUGAGAUGAUAGUGAAGAGUUUAUGUGCAAUAAUGCAGUGACACUGCUGUUACCUCGACAAUUGGAUUAAAUAUUGGGGUUUUUUCUUGUGGAGGCGCAGCUGGAAAUGGCGAGCGAGGUCAUGCUCGCACCGAGGACGGCUCCAAAGCCGUCCUGCCCCGGGGACAUUGACGAUGUUGUUGAUAUAUUCAGAAAUGCUUCCGUAUCCACCAUUUAUGCCAAACAACGUGCCUCCAUGAAAUGGCUACUAUCCAAGGCAUACAACAAUCGAGUCCCGGAGAACCUCCGGGAGCCUUACUACCGCGAUCUUGAGGAUCAGGAGCACUUGAAACCCCAGAUAGUCCACUCUCUAUCAAAUGCCGAGCUGUACUGUCUGGCUCUGGCCAACAUCUACUCGGACCCCAAUUACCACAACCAGAAUCACCUGGGCAUUCUCCAGGCACUGGCUCGCAAGGGUGUCUUUGUCAACGAGCCCAACAACACACCCCUCACCGAGACCAUUCUCAUUCAGAACUCGCCCCUCAAAAUGUCUGCACAUAUGGCUGUGAUAGAGGGUCUGAUGGUUUUGUACGCGAAGGAAGUGGUGACUGGGGAUCGUGUUGCAGCAGCAAUUCGUCGAUUCGACCCUCAGGCUCUGGUGGAUGUGCCACCGGACCACGAGAAGGGUCUCCUCCUGUGGAUAAGUCAUGCCUCACAUGCGUUGAUCGCCAAAAUUCAGGCUGAGGAGGGCCAGGGGGACAAGACGAAACUCCCUGAACUGCCACCAGCCAAGGACUUUCAGUCGUUGUGCGAUGGCGUUGGCCUAGCUGCUGUUGUCGCAUUCUACUGCCCUGGGGAACUCAAUUGGAUGGACAUCAGGGUCUCCAAGAGGCCGUCCGUUGCUGAUGCACUUCAUAAUCUCUCGUUGGUGCAUGCCUUCUGCGUGAGGUGUCUACCUUUCUCAAUUUUUCAUAUGCAACCGGAGGAUGUCACCUACAUGAGAGGAUCAAUGAAACAAAAUCUUGUUGUCUUUCUCGCUGACAUGUACAACGUUCUGGAGAUUCAUCCAGUGAAAUGUGUACGUUAUCCCGGGGAAGAACGGGCCAGCCAGUAUCUCGAUGCUUGCCCACGUAAUAGUCACGGGGUAGCACAUAAAAGAAGUCUACCACAGUCUAUAGCGCCAAUACCUGAUCUGAGAAGCAACCUCUCCAUUUCCGCGCCAGGCUUCACAGUUGCAAAGCCAACGACCAUGAGUUUCGUUAAAAAAUCACAGUCAAUGCAGCAGACUGCUGAGGCUCACUCCUAUGACGAUAGGAGAGGCACAUCUGAAGAGAGUUUUGUAGUCCAUCGAAACAGGGGAAUCCCAACAUUGAGUUCAGUGAGUGACGAGAAGAUGGUGAAGGCAGAGGCUGCUGGACGGCCUAGCAAUUGGGAGGACCAGAGGAGGAGCUCUUACGCUGGGAGGAGAUCUAGACGCAACAGUGUCACUGACGAUUCUCAAUUGACUAUUGAAAAUUUUGGUGGAUCUCAGGACAAUUUGCACAAUUUUGGAUGUGUAAGAAAUCCGGACAAAGAGCUAGUGCACGCAGGAAAGCGAUCAGUCCCCGAGCCAAAUCUCCCAGUGCGUUCAAGUGUCCAAGAUGUUUAUGGAAGCGAUGUCCAACACAUUUUAGCUGACAAUGGCUACAGCAACAACGAGCCAACCCCUCGUCUCAGGCGACAAGCAUCCAACUCAAGUCUCAAUAACGUAGCACUAAAGAACCUUCUACAUUCCAGUGAUAAUGAACAAAUCGACGUUGAAUCAACGAAAAUGGCGAGUUUUGCUAAUUUGAGUAGACAGAGUUCGGAGAAGGGAAUUAAUUUUAAUUAUGGAGAGCAGCAGGAGCGCGACGAUGUGGGGAUGAGGGGGAAUUUUGUCAGUAAAAAGCAUGGACAGAGUAAUGGCAAUGGAAUUGGGGAGAAGAAGACGACUUUUGCUACUUUACCAAAUACAACAACGUGGCAACAGCAGAGCAGUCUGCAGAGCCAACAGACAGAGCCACAUUCUAGUGAUGGAGAUGGAAGUAAUAUCGUAAUAGCAGCCCAAUUAAACAACAUUCGAAUGCAAUUGGAGGAGAAACGUCGACAGAUAGAGACGGAAAAACGCAGAAUGGAGGCGAAAGCCUCGAAGCAGAGGGAACAAGUGGGGAAAGCUGCUUUUCUCCAGACAGUGACGAAGGGUAAGGUUAAAUCACCCUCGUCAUCGGCAUCAGGCGGUGACAGUCCCGUGGAGCAUGGUCCCCCCACUCCAAUGACCUCAGGGUCAUCAGGUGAUACUACAGCGUGUAACGAGUCUACUGCACAUCAAAAUGUACAAGACAAACCCCAGCGCCCUUUCACACUCAAGGAAAUAAGGGAGGACGUCAGAGAUGUUGAGCACAAGUGGCUGGAGCAUGAUGGCAGUACAGUGCCCUUCAUCGAGACACGUCGCACCCCAGACCUUGAGAAUAUGGAUCUCGAGCAGUACCACCAGUCCAUCACUCAGCACAGAAUGAACAGCAGUCUCAGUGAAAUUCACGCCGACAUUCAGAGACUCGCUAAUCAACAGACUCAGAUACAACAACAGCAUUUUAUUAAUCAGCAGCAGCAGCAGAUGCAACAGCAAUUUCAACAAUUGCAAAGUUAUAAUCAGCAACACAUGACAAGUUACGGAAUGCCUCCGAUAAAUCCCAUGACUCCAAGAAUCCAAGACCCUCAACAGGGUCAAUUUUAUCUGCACGAUCAGCCCCAGAUUCAGAGAAGAACGUGGGCAAGGCCACAGCAGAAUUUAGCCAAUGAAAUGGCAGCUGUGAGCUACCAACAGCCCAUGGACCCCAGAUACAGUCCUCAACCCCCUGUUUACCAGCAGGAUUCAAGAUUGUACCAUGACACGAGGACCUGGGGUGCCCCUUCACCCCAGCAGAAGGGUUUUGUCCUCCAUGAUACCUCUCAGGAGCAGAGGUACCACAACGGCGGUGAUCACAGCCUCAUCAACAGUCAGAUUCAUCAUUCACCGGCUAAUUAUCCUCAACCAUCGAAUUUGUUUACACAAACACCACCUGCAUCUGCUAGUCCUCAGCAUCGAAAUGCUGUGCAUCGGAUAAGUCAACUGAUGGGUGAGAGUCCCGAGCCGAAGAAACCGAUAAUCCACCACAUCCCGAUGACCUGUGAAAGUCCAACGGAGAAGCGUCUCAACAAUGCCCCAUUGCACACACCAGUACCGGCACCACCGAUGGACGACAUGGAGCCCCAAAAUAUAUCAUUCAUUGGAAAUGACGAUGAUCUCGCACAACGAAUUCCCAGACUGCACAUCACGUCGGGCAGUAGAACAUACAGAAUAUCCUCACCCACGAAGACGACGCCCUCACGCAAUUCAUUUCAACCUCACAGUUCACUGCGCGAGGCAUCGCCAUCUCCCUCAGCUACACCUGAGAUCACUCCCCUGGAUCCUGCCGAUGCUGGGGAAAAAGGAUUUUACAUCUCGUUUGAUAAUGAUGGACCUAAGAAACCAAAACCUGCGUUGAGGGUCAAGAGAUCACCUAAAAAGGAAAGAACCGUUUCCUCAUUCAUCGAACACGAGGACUUCUCAGCGCGCCCUGACUCCCCACCAGUGAAUCCCAUAGAUCGUCAGAGGCACAUGGAGAUCCAGAGAGAUCUCGAACGUGAGCGUCAACGUCAAGCAGAGGAACGUGAACAGCAGCGCCAGGAAUUGAGGGAUCGAGAGCUCCAAAGGGAGAUUGACAAAGAGAGACAGAGAGAGGACAGACAGCGCACGGGUGAGACUCGUCCCACUGGGGUUGGGCUGAUCAUUGGAAAUGAACUGGCUAAUCCAGAUCCCAAUUCUCUGGACGAAAUGGAGAAGAAGAAGAAGCAAUUUAUGCUGGCGUCUCUACAGAGGCGCCAGCAGCAGGGGGAAUUGAAGGAGAGGAAAGAGGCUGAGGCACUCGCUAAACGAGAGAGGGAGAAAAUGAAGGAGGAGGAGAGGGCCCGGAAGAAGGAGGACGAUAGGCAGAGACGAGCUGCUAUUCUCGAGCAGUACAAGCUGAAAAAGCUGAAGGAGGAGGCUGAGCGUGAGGGAAAGGUCCUUGACAAGGAAGUUCUAAAUGCCAUAAAACAAACCCCAAAGUUACGUAGUAAGACUGCAACAUCGGCUAGACCGCGACCGAAAACAAUAGCCGUUGAUCACUCGGAAUUAGAUUCUGGUACACUGACGCCUAGUCGUGGGAAGAAGGGAUCUUCCUCAAAUCUCAGUACAGCGACGCUGAUCUCACCAACAAUGAAGCGAGAUUACUUCAGAGGCUCGCAGGACACUCUCAUUGCCGCCCAUUACGAUGACCGGCGCUCAGGGCCCUUCUAUAGGGGCGGCAGUCUCAAGGUAUCUUCCGUAGAUUCGCCAGACGAUGGUAGAGGUUGUUCACCGUGUCGUAGUACCACUCAACUGGGACGGAGGGGCUCCUACAAGACAUCGAGAGAUACGCAGGAGCCUCAGCAACAGGUUAGAGGCAGGACAAAAUACCCGACUUACCAAAACUUUAAAGGAAGAAAAUCAAAUUCGUUGAUGAAUUUGUGUGAUACUGACAGUGGUUUGGGGCGUGCAACACCACCGAGGAGGGCGCCAAGUCCUGGAAUGGGUGGAAGUACGAAACACUUGAAUUCACCUUCUUCAGGGCCAGGAUCACUGCCACCUGGUCUCAUGUCCAAGAGGAAAUUCGAUGAUGGCAGUAGUGAUAUCAGUAGCACAGCUAGUUCUAUGAUGGAAUAUAAUGGUCCUCGACUUUAUAAACAACCAACCACAAAAUCCAAUCGUGGAAUAAUGCUGAAUGCAGUUGAAUACUGUGUAUUCCCUGGGACUGUCAACAGAGACGCUAAAAGACGUGUUUUGGAUGAAAUUGGAAGAUCAGAGAGCAAACAUUUUCUCAUUCUCUUCAGGGAUGCUGGAUGCCAAUUUCGUGCUCUUUACUCAUACUGCCCGGACACAGAGGAGGUUACUAAACUUUGUGGAACGGGGCCCAAACAAGUGCUUGAAAAUAUGUUCGACAAAUUUUUCAAAUAUAAUUCUGGGGGUAAAUGUUUCUCCCAAGUCCAUACAAAGCAUCUGACAGUGACCAUAGAUGCCUUUACGAUACACAAUAGCCUCUGGCAAGGAAAGAAGAACAAUCUACCAAACAAAAAGGACAUGGCCCUCGUCAUAUAGUUUUACCCUCAAUUACCACCCACAAAUAACAAAAACCCCUCUGUUGUUCAUAGUUAUCAUAUUUUAAUACAAAAAAGUAAACCCCACUGUUUAAUUACCGACAGUCAACGUUUGUUCAUUAGUCAAUUUUCAUUUUCUUCGAUCGUUCACACUGAAACUUCCCCCCAAAAAAAAUCAUCAAAUUUUUUUUUCUCGUUUUUUUAUUAAUUUUUUAUACUCAUGUGUCGAUCGAGCGAUUAAUGGAAUUGUUUUUCCUCAUUAAAGUUAUCGUCAAAAGAAUUUAAAAUGUCGAUGAUUCAUUGAUUGAAGGCUAACACAACAAGACAUAAGCUUCGUAAUUCUCAUUCUCAUUAUCUUUUCUAUUUCAAUUUUUAAUUAAUAAAAAUCGAAGCGAAUUUUUGGCUUCCAAUUGAUAUCGUACGAGGACUGAAAACAGUCGUAAUUGAUUGAAACUGCAGAUUCCAAUGGGAAAAUGAUCGUGAGAACGUCAUUAACAUUUUUUAAAUUAAUGUCCAAUGCUUGGAGUGAUGGGAAAAAUUGUUGAUACAUUAGAAUUUGCAGUUUUUAAUUGACAGAACAUUUUCCUCUGGCUCUCAACUGUUGACAGUUGGGGCUCUAAUUGAAAAAAAAAAAUAAUUAAUGAUUCGAAAAACUGAUUUUUGCUUGUUGAACAAUUCAUGGACAUAAAAACGUAGUUUUGUAAAUAAUUGAGUGAUGGAGUGAUUGAAAAAUUAAUGGGAGAAUACCAAAUCAAGCCUUAAAGUCAAUCUGGGCGUUGAGAUGCAUCAUUAUUCAUUAGCUUUUCCCCCCAUUCUUCAUUUUUGUUUUAUACGUGGAAUGUAGGGAGGAGAAAUCACAUUGAAUUUCCACUUGUUUUUUAUGCAAUGCAUUUUUUUUCCUUUUUCAUUUUUUUUACAAGUUUUGUUAUGAACGGAAUUGGAUUUGUAAAGUUUCGUAUUUCUUCAUUCAUUUCGUUGAUGAGUUCUCUGGAAUAAAAUGCGUGGACAUUUUGAUUAAAUGAAAUUCCGAAUUUGCUGGUGCCUUCAUUGAUUGUGCUAAUGAGUUUAUUUCAUUUUUACUGUGAAAAAAAUUAGAAAAAUUGGAUUUUGAUUUUUUUAUUGAUCAGAAAGAUCAAAACUCUAUGGAUGAAAAAAAUUAAAAACGUAAUUCGGUUUUAUUUUUUGAUACUAAAACUGAACUAGUAAACUCUGCACGAUAAAUAAAUGUCUCUGCGAUUUUGAAAUUUGACUGAGGUCUUUCAACGAGAUAAUGAAUGUAGAAUUAAAUAAAUUUGUCGAAAAAUCCUCAAUUCUCUUUCAUUAACAAAAUUCAUAUUCUCAAAAGUUUGCUUGAGUUUAGUAUUAAAAUUACUCAGAACAAGAAAAAACGAUUGGGUUCUAACGAUGGCAGUAUUUCAUACAGUAUUCUUUCGAAAAACUCCCCAACAUUAAUAGCCACGCGUUAAUUACUCAAAAAAAUCGUGAAUUUAAUUACGAGAGAAUUGUCUCCAGGCUUGUGUAUGUAAAACCCAAGAUAUUUAAUUUAUUGUGCCAUAAAUAGGCGAGCCAAUUCUCUCGUGAAAUUCUCAUAUUUUCAAAAAGUUAAUGAAGUUAACAUUUAUUUAAAAUAAUACAAAAGAAUGUAACUGACAUAUCGAUUUAAAAAUCUCAAUAUUUUUGGUCGAAUUUCAUUAAUAAAAUGUUUGAAAAUUUAUGAUAAAACCAAAUUAUCUGUCAGUAAAAUUAUCUCUGGACAAUUUUUAGGUGUGACGAGAGAAUUCAUCAGAAACGUUACAAGAAUUACAGAUGUAAUUCAACAAUUUCAGUAAUUGAAAUAGUCCGAUAUGACAAUAUACGUGCGUUUGAAUGCCAUAAAAAAUUGAUAAAAGUCCCAGAGUCCCUCGAACAAUUUAGAACUUAAUCAAAUGAAAUUUUGCGUACGAAUGGUUAAACGGCUGAUUAAAUUUUUCGUUAAUUCCGUAAUUACUUCAUUAAUGAGUGAUUUUGAAGGAAAAUAUGUCUCGACGUUUCCUCUUAGAAAUGAUAAUUACAGAAAUAAUUGCAUUGUUAACAGAAUAAAAUGAAUAAAAUCACUUCGUUUUCCCGAUUAAAUUCAAAUUUCAAUGAAAAACAUUUUGAAAAUUUCAAUAAAUGACGGAAAAAAAUUAUUUCUCGAAGAGAAUCUUCACUCUAGGACCUGAUGGAAAAAUCCUCGAAUGAAAAUAAUUUCCAUUGCAGUCAUCAAGUGUUAAGAGUCUAAAAUGGAAAUUGCAACAAGUUUCGAAAGUAUCUUAGAAAGGCAGAAACCACAAUUAUUCUCCUGAGCAAUUGAAAUAAUUGGGUUGAAGAGUUAAGAUUGAAAGGAGUAAAUGACGCUGGAAAGCUCUCGAAAAAUCCUGAAUGAAUCCCCAAGCCUCGAAGAGUGAUUGCUAGAGCUUUAAGUGUAUAUUUUUCAAUAAAAAUCCAUCAAGAAGGAUACUAACACACUUCAAUUAAUUCUGGGAAGCCACAGGACUUCGAAAGAGAACGAGAGACCAUGAAGGAUGCAUGAGAGAUGUUUCAAUUAAUUAAAAAAACCUAAAGAAAAACUAAUUAAACAGAAUGAAUAAACAAUAUUACUGUGAGAGUGAUAAAUGUUCGAGUGCGAUGUUGCGUGUAUGAAAAUGCUGCCGUAAAUCGCUUACUAAUUAACAAAUAGAUAAAUAAAUAAAUAAAAGGCAUAACAGAAUUAAUUAAUAAAGAAUUGAAUGGAGAGAUGAACAAUUACCCAAUUACAGUUACGCAAUCGUUAAUUUUUAUCGUCAUCAAUAGAGAAAAUGAAGAGAAGAAAAAAAAAGUGGAUGGAAAUGUGACCUCUGUCGAGUUGAUAAUUUUUCAAUUUACCCAUGUCUGUAAAUAUUAUGUUUUUAUAUAUACAUAUAAACGACAAAAAAGAUGGAAACUACUACUCGAUGAUAUAUUUAUUAAGUCAAGUAAAAUUUUGGGUCAUAUUUUACUGUUAGCGUCUUGAAAACGAAUGUCAUCAAUAAAAACUCAAUAACCCAAU
This is a messenger RNA of Diachasma alloeum, 8436 nucleotides long. It is a transcript of the gene Patronin, whose product is annotated as patronin. The transcript is spliced from 22 exons. NCBI's taxonomy places the organism in Eukaryota, Metazoa, Arthropoda, Insecta, Hymenoptera, Braconidae. The coding region runs from base 307 to 5391 and encodes 1694 amino acids. Gene Ontology annotation, molecular function: microtubule minus-end binding; spectrin binding; calmodulin binding. The record is from RefSeq and is a predicted model, not a curated record. Gene Ontology annotation, cellular component: microtubule minus-end. Gene Ontology annotation, biological process: cytoplasmic microtubule organization; neuron projection development; negative regulation of microtubule depolymerization.